Colletotrichum abscissum is the source of this 1782-nucleotide messenger RNA. Its product is annotated as dihydroxy-acid dehydratase. Gene Ontology annotation, molecular function: dihydroxy-acid dehydratase activity. Gene Ontology annotation, cellular component: mitochondrion. The record is from RefSeq and is a predicted model, not a curated record. Gene Ontology annotation, biological process: branched-chain amino acid biosynthetic process. The transcript is spliced from 2 exons. NCBI's taxonomy places the organism in Eukaryota, Fungi, Ascomycota, Sordariomycetes, Glomerellales, Glomerellaceae. Bases 1 to 1782 code for a protein of 593 amino acids.
AUGAAUUCAAAUUUCGAUGCGGUUCAUCCGGCUGCCGGAGAGGAUCAAGGACACCACGACCCUCGAUAUGUCGAGUUUCCCAUUGCGCCGAAUGAUGCCACCUGGGAAGAUGGACAACCGGCCAUGCUGUAUGCUUCGGGAGUUCCUAACGAGGAGAUGAUGCAGAGGAGUCCUCAGGUUGGUGUUGCUUCAGUAUGGUGGGAAGGGAACCCGUGCAAUAUGCACCUCCUCGACUUGGGAAAGACCAUCAAAGAUGCCAUCAAGAAGAAGGGGUACAUUGCCUGGCAAUACAGCACUUUGGGCGUAUCAGAUGGUAUUGCCCAAGGCAAUGAAGGCAUGAGGUUCUCUCUGCAGUCACGCGAGCUCAUUGCAGACAACAUCGAAACCAUAACUUGCGCGCAGGCACACGACGCCACUGUAGCCAUACCCGGAUGCGAUAAGAACAUGCCAGGCUGCGUCAUGGCAGUUGCCAGGCACAAUCGUCCAUCUGUCAUUGUCUAUGGAGGCACUGUUGCUGGUGGGUACUGCGAGGUGUUGAAGAAGCCCAUCGACAUUGUGACUUGUUACGAAGCUCAGGGGGCCUACCUGUUCGGCACGCUGGGCUCUUGGUCCGAUGACAAGUCUGUCACGCCGGAGGAAAUCCUGUCAUCCAUCGAAAAGGGAGCUGUUCCAGGUCCAGGUGCGUGCGGUGGCAUGUACACUGCGAAUAGCUUGGCUACAAUCAUUGAAACUCUGGGUCUAUCGGUCACUGGCUCAUCGAGUACUCCGGCAGCUUCUCCAAUCAAGAUGAGAGAAGCAGUCAAGGUUGCUGAUGCUAUUGAAGUUUGCUUGCGUCGCAACAUCCGGCCGAGGGACAUACUCACCCAAGAGUCAUUUGAGAAUGCCCUCGUCAUUACGAUGGCACUAGGAGGAUCCACCAACUCCGUUCUACAUACUCUCGCAAUGGCCAGAGCAGCUGAGGUGCCCCUCAAUCUUGAGGACUUCCAACGAGUCUCUCGCAAGACGCCCUUCAUUGCCAAUCUGAAACCGAGCGGUAAAUACGUCAUCGAAGACCUAUUCCGUAUCGGUGGAGUACCAUCGGUCACCAAGCUUCUCAUUGCAGGAGGUCUCCUCGACGGAAAGACGCUCACGGUCACUGGGAAGACUCUCGAGGAGAACGUUGCCUCGUGGCCAUCUUUGCCACUUGAACAGGAUAUUAUUCGGCCACUGUCCGAUCCCAUCAAGCCCGCUGGACACCUCGUCGUGCUACAUGGAAAUAUCGCUCCAGGCGGUGCAGUGGCCAAGAUCACAGGGAAAGAGGGACUUCGCUUCGAGGGCGAGGCACGCUGCUUCAACAAGGAGUCCGAGCUUGUCACGGAGCUCAACGCCGGCAACAUUCCGAGGGACAGGAACAUUGUCCUUGUCGUCCGCUACGAGGGGCCGAAGGGCGGUCCUGGCAUGCCUGAACAGCUCAAGGCAUCCGCGACUCUGAUUGGAGCCAACCUCAAAAACGUGGCGCUCAUUACCGACGGCAGAUAUUCUGGCGCCAGUCACGGUUUCAUCGUGGGCCAUAUUGUCCCUGAGGCAGCUGUCGGCGGGCCCAUCGCCGCUAUCAAGGACGAGGAUAUAAUCUCAAUCGAUGCUGAGACAUGUAUAAUUAGUAUGAAUGUAGCUGACGCUGACGUCGAGGAGAGACUGCGUCAGUGGAAGGCUCCCAGGCCUCCCGUGACAAGAGGCACUCUGGCCAAGUAUGCUCAUUUAGUAUCUAGCGCCUUAGAUGGGGCCGUGACCGACUUGUUCUAG